Messenger RNA from Leucoraja erinaceus (little skate), 4742 nucleotides. RefSeq names its product matrilin 4 (gene matn4). The record is from RefSeq and is a predicted model, not a curated record. The coding region runs from base 206 to 2359 and encodes 717 amino acids. The transcript has 13 exons. Lineage: Eukaryota; Metazoa; Chordata; Chondrichthyes; Rajiformes; Rajidae. Gene Ontology annotation, molecular function: calcium ion binding.
CCCUUUCCCACUCGUUCACUCCAUCCCGAAGAUUUAUUUGACUCGUUGGCGGGGGAGGAGAAAGGAGUUUUUUUUUAAAUUUGUGUUACUGGCAGAAUCCACUUGAGUCUUUGCAUUUCGCUGGAUUUCUGCAAGAUUUGCUGUGCUGAAAAAGGUUGGAAGCAGGUUUCUAUCUCUCAGUCAACCCCACUCCUCACCGUGAACCAUGAAGUUUGCCCUGGCAACCGCUUUACUCCUCAUAACAGAAGUCCUACUAAUGGAGGGCGUUCAGUCCGCCAGAAUAAAACAGAUGAAGAUAAGGGACAAAAUGCUCGCAGACAGAAGGUGCACCACCGGUCCCAUUGAUCUUCUGUUCGUCAUCGAUAGCUCCCGGAGUGUUCGUCCCUUCGAGUUUGAGUUGAUGAGGAAUUUUGUCAUUGACAUGGUCAACUUCUUGACGGUGGGGCCAGACGCCAGCCGGGUGAGUUUGGUCCAAUACUCCAGCCAAAUCCAGAAUGUCUUCUCCUUCAAGACGUUCCAGAAGAAAGCUGACAUGGUCAAGAGCAUCAAGGAGGUGAUCCCUCUAGCCCAAGGGACGAUGACCGGCCUGGCCAUCCAGUACGCCAUGAAUGUGGCCUUCAGUGAGCGGGAAGGUGUCCGUCCCCUGUCCAUGAAGAUUCCCAGAGUCGCCAUCAUUGUCACGGACGGGCGACCCCAGGACAGGGUCACUGAGGUGGCAGCUCGGGCUCGAGAGGCGGGUAUCGAGAUCUACGCCGUUGGGGUGCAGAGGGCAGAGAUGAGCUCCCUCAGAGCUAUGGCCUCCUUGCCCCUGGAAGAGCACGUCUUCCUGGUCGAGACCUUUGACCUGAUCGAACAGUUUGCCAAAACGUUCCAGGACAAAUUGUGUGCUCAAGACCUGUGUGCUGACGGUAGACAUGGUUGCCAGCAGAUCUGUGUCUCCAGCACAGGCUCCUUCCACUGUGCCUGCCGAGAGGGUUAUGUGCUGAAUGAAGACAAGAAGACCUGCACAGCCAUUGACCUGUGCUCCCAUGGUGAUCACGACUGUGAACAGAUCUGCAACAGCUCCCCGGGGUCCUACCGAUGCAGCUGCCGCUCUGGUUUCAGACUGAACCAGGACAAGAAGACCUGCAGCCCCACUAACCUCUGUGAGCUGGGAGAGCACGGAUGUGAACACAUUUGCGUCAGUACCACCGGCUCCUUUCACUGUCGCUGUCGAUCUGGAUACACCCUCAACCGUGACAUGAAGACCUGCUCCCCCCUCAACCUCUGUGACCUUGGAAACCACGGCUGUGAGCAGAUCUGUGUGAGCUCCCCCGGUUCCUACCAGUGCCGCUGUCGACCGGGAUACACCCUCAACCGGGACAAGAAGUCCUGCAGCAUGGUGAAUUACUGUUCAUUUGGGAACCACAGUUGCCAGCACGAGUGUGUCAACGUUCUCAAUGGAUACUACUGCACAUGUCAGGACGGGUUUGAACUACAGAGUGAUGGCAAAACCUGCAAAGCUGUCAACUUGUGUAACACGAUGGAGCAUGGCUGUGAAUUUGAGUGUGUCAGCACCCCAGGAUCGUACUUCUGCAUCUGUCCACCAGGGCGGCAACUCAACCAGGACGGCAAGAGCUGCAACAAGUGCAGUCGUGCCAACAUUGACCUGGUCUUCGUCAUUGACGGCUCCAAGAGCGUGCGCCCGGAGAACUUUGAGCUGGUGAAGAAGUUUGUCAACAACAUUGUGGACGCGCUGGACGUGUCCAGCCAGGGCACGCGGGUGGGCCUGGUGCAAUACUCCAGCAGUGUGCGGACCGAGUUCCCCCUGGGCAAGCACAGCUCGCCGGCAGCCUUGAAGUCGGCGGUGAGCGGGGUGCAGUACAUGGAGAAAGGCACCAUGACCGGCCUGGCCCUCAAACACAUGGUGCAGAACAGCUUCACGACCGCAGGUGGGGCCAGACCCGAGGCAGACAACUACCCGCGUGUGUGCGUGGUGUUCACCGACGGCCGCUCUCAGGACAGCAUCUCAGAGUGGUCCAAGAAAGCCAAAGAUGCAGGCAUCACCAUGUAUGCAGUUGGCAUUGGGAAGGCAGUGGAGGAUGAGCUGCGGGAAAUCGCCUCGGAGCCCGUGGACCAACACUUCUUCUACGCUUCGGACUUCAGCGCCAUUGAUCACAUCGCUGAGAAUCUGAAGCUCAACAUCUGUGAGGAGGAAGUUAUUGGACAGGAAACAAUUAAAAACCCAUGUGCAUGUGAAACUCUGGUAGCAUUCCAGCAAGACACACUCUCGGCGUUAGAAGGAUUCUCUCAAAAACUAGCCCAGAUGACUGCCAAGCUGGAAGAUUUGGAAAGCCGCACCAUCAGAUCAGUGAAAUGAAAUGUAAAAGUCCAUCGCCACCAUCGUCACAUCAUCAGGGGUGUUUCUAACUCGCUAAAAUUGAUUUAGCUCCACAUGUCGUUUCAGUUUUUGAGUGUUAUUUUUUACAAAGAAAAUAUUCAUUUAGGAUGCCUUUUUUCUACUGCUUCGAAAUAUUUAACAGUAAAGGAAUGUUUUUACAAGAUAAUUUUACAAGAUGUAUAUCUGUUCUCUUUUCAUAUUGUGCCUGUGCAUGCGAUAUACGAACUGUUUGAAGAUGUAGACAUGUCAAACGACACAUUAGUCAAUGGAUACAAGGGGUUGAAUAGCACACGUCUGCCCGGACACAAGAGGGAAGGUAGCAAUGGGUUAAUGAGCAACGGACUUGAGGCUUGCUUCAAAAGGGGGUUUAGAAAUUGGUGAGAAUAUGAAAUAAAAACUGAAAAUGCACAGACUGAUAAAGGAAAUAGUUUGGUUCGUGAACAGCAGGUAAAUACCCAUCCAGUCUGUCCCAUUUCUCGUGGUGGAGAAAGCGAGUCUCAGAGCAUUUACUCUAAGAUCACUUGAUCCAACCAGGCAUGGGUGACUCUAGACUAAGUACUGGUGAAUGGGGUGGCACAGUGGCGUGUAGCAGUAGAGUUGCUGCCUUACGGCACCAGAGACCCAGGUUCAAUCAUGACCUCAGGUGCUGUCUGUAUGGAGUUUGCACAUUCUCCCUGUGACUGUGUGGGUUUUCGCUGGGUGCUCCGGUUUCCUCCCACAUUCCAAAGACGUGCGGGUUCGUAGGUUAAUUGGCCCUCUGUAAAUUGUGCCUAGUGUGUAGGGAGAGGCUGCGAAAGUGGAAUAACAUACGACUAGUGUGAAGGGAUGAUCGAUGGUCGGCGUGGACUCGGUGGUCGAAGGGCCCGUUUCCAUGCUGUACCUUUCACUCAAUAUAUCCAUGCGAUCUAAACCAGUGGCUGAUGGUCACACUCUAUAGCAAUUAUCCUAGAAGACUCCCUAGUUGAUGAUGAAAUCACUGCCCCAAUACAAAUGAGCUAGCUCCCUGUUGAAGGUUAGUUCAACAACAAGACCUAUCAGCAUUUAUAUAGCAUCUUUAAUGUAGUAAAAUGUCUAAAUGAAUGACCAACAAUGGCUGAAAUGGUGAUCACCUGCCAUUCUAAGCUUAGCUGUUGGGUAGGCUGUGCAUUUUCUGCUUUUAUUGUUGUAUCUGAUGCAGGAUCUCCCACUUUAGCUUAGUUUAUUAUUGUCACGUGUACUGAGGUGCAUGAAAAGCUUUUUGUUGCGUGCUAUCCAGUCAACGUAAAGUCUAUACAUGAUUAUAAUCGAGCCGUCCGCAGUGCACAGAUACGGGAUGAAGGGAAUAACAUUUGGUGCAAGAUAAAGUCCGAUUAAUGAUAGUCUGAGGGUCUCCAGUGAGGUAGAUGGGAGGUCAGGACUGUUCGAGGAUGCUUCAGUUGCCUGAUAACAGCUGGGAAGAAACAGUCCCUGAAUCUGGAGGUGUGCAUUUUCAUUCUGUACCUCCUAUGGGAGAGGGAGUGUUUCUGGGGUUACUGUACGAUACGCGAGUGAGGUUGCUAGCGUUUGGUGGGGUGUGUCCAUCUUAAUGCAAGAAGAUAAUAUGAAGCAGCAAAUGUCAACUUAUUCCAACCCACUGAGUCUUCCGUUAGCAUUCCGUACAGAACAGACUAUACUCCCUUUGGCAAUUGGGUAUCAUCUACUCCUGCCGUCACCACUGUUAAAUCUCCCUAGUGUAGUACCGUCACAAUGUAAAUAGCACCUUGAGAGUGUGAGUGUCAGGAUCCCAAGAUAAAUAAACAGUUCACAAAUCUAUGAUGGACCUCACUAAAACAUUUUUUCCAAUAAAUACAGCCUAUUACAUUCAAUAAAAACAUGUGCAAUAAACAAAAUGAGAUGUUUCCUCCCAUCACCCUGCUGCUUGGAAUUUGUACUCAUGGAGCUGCUUAGAAUUUGCACUCCUGCUGUGGCUUUUGUACCCUCCUGCUGUGGCUUUUCACCUCACUGCUCCAAAGACAAGGCUUCAAUCCUGACCUCGGUGCAGAGUCAUUUGUGUUCUCCCUCCCCUCACGCCGAAAGACUGAAGAAGGAUUCCAACCAGAAACGUCACCUAUUACUGUUCUCCAGAGAGGCUGCCUGACCUGCUGAGUUACUCCAGCACUCUGUGUUUUGAUCGAGAUUCCAGCAUCUGCACUUUCUGUUUCCAAAGUUUCACAAGGUUUAUUUCCCUCUUUAAGUGGGAAAGUGAGAAGGAUUUUCCCCAGUGUUGGAGUAACUAAGCACACCUCCUCUUUAUGCAUUGCGGUUUCACCUUGUAUAUUGGUAUUGAGACUGGUGUUUAUUGUCACGUGUACCAAAAUUCAGUGAUAAAGCAGACUUUUAUUUG